CUCUGAGAUCUGCACCGACAGACAACAUAUAUUUAGCAUAUUUCAAGGUUAGAGCAUUGCAAAUAUAUAAGUAGAAACAUUAUGGCUCAGAAACUGGAAACUGGGUUGGAACUGAAGUCAAGUGCUGAGCAAUUCUUGAGUCUAUGGAAGGGUCGAGCUCACCAGGUGCCUGACCAUACCCCUUCUAAUAUUCAUGCAGUUCAUGUCCAUGAAGGUGAUUGGGAGACUUCUGGCUGCGUUUUGGUGUGGAAGUACACUAUAGGUGGGAAAAAAGAGGAAUUCAAAGAAAAGCUUAUAGUAGAUGAUGAGAACAAAAAAGUGACUCUAAUUGGUCUGGAAGGUGAUGUAUUCAACAUCUACAAGGUCUAUAAUUGCAUCUGGGAACUGACCCCUAAGCCACAAGGCAGCUCCACCAAAGUCACUCUUGAAUAUGAGAAGCUCAAUGAGAGUGUUCCUGCUCCUGAUAUUUACAUGGAUUUUGUGAUCAAAAUCACUAAAGAUAUGGAUCAAGGGAUCAACAAGGCAUCUAAAUAAAAUUAAAAGGAUGUUAUAAGAUAUUAUCCUAUACCUAAAUAAAAUUGUGUGAGAGACAGCAAAUAUGUUUGUAAUUAAUAUGUGAAAGUAUGAUGUCCCAAAAUGAGUAAUGUAUGUUUAUGUGUUUGAAUAAAAGGGAAUUAAGUUCUUGUUGAUGUUGUACAUUCCCCUUGUUUGGAAAAUUAUCGUAUGUUGUUUUUGAAUAUAUUUUAAAUAUUUUGAGAUA
Molecule: messenger RNA, 760 nt
Organism: Mercurialis annua (annual mercury)
Lineage: Eukaryota; Viridiplantae; Streptophyta; Magnoliopsida; Malpighiales; Euphorbiaceae
Product: MLP-like protein 328
Exons: 3
Coding region: 82-534 (150 amino acids)
Biological process (GO): defense response
Source: RefSeq, a predicted model, not a curated record